This is a messenger RNA of Klebsormidium nitens, 3402 nucleotides long. NCBI's taxonomy places the organism in Eukaryota, Viridiplantae, Streptophyta, Klebsormidiophyceae, Klebsormidiales, Klebsormidiaceae. The record is from the annotation of a GenBank genome assembly.
AUGGCGCAAGAUGAGGAAGCUGACGUGGAGACCGGUCUGGUGCAUCCUGUGCCACCGACACCGCUGCGAAAGAGUUUCAACAUCCUCUUUCUCCGGCUGCUAAUGACGGUUCUGUUUGCGGUGCUCCUUUCCGGUAGUGCCGCCCUGACCUUCGUCCUCACGACCCGGUCCGCAUCGAGCUCGGUUGCGGACUUGGCGUGCGGCCUCGGACAGGAGCUUUUGGACCGCGGUUCGGACAACUUCAUGGGACUCUUCCACGAGGCGGACACGUGCAUGCGCACGCUUGCAGGAAACGUCGCGCUGAUCAACCAGUUGGCCGUGAACGAAACGCUGGUCGCGCGCCAGAACAUUGUGUAUCAAUCGACGCUAACGACCAUCAGAAACUGCGUGGCCGUGAAUGGAGUCGGGGUGGUUCGCCAGAAUGGGAGGUAUAGCAUCCUUUAUACUCCGUCGAACACAAGCAAACCUCUCGCAAACGAGACGCUGCUGCUGGUUUUCUCCAACCGCACCGUCCCUGAAGGAGAACCGUUGCCUCGCUUCUACGCGGUUCUCAACAAAACGACGGCGUCUCCUCUGUACGGCGUGUCCAGCAUCGUGGCCCUGGAUCCGUUAGACUUCCGCCAACGGGCCUGGUACCGCCAGGCGCUGACGUCAGCGGACGGGUUCGGAAGUGAGAUUCGCAUAGAGGCGCUGUCGGGGAGGCCCACUCUAGUUCUCGGCCAGCGGGUUACUCUCGAAAGCACGGGCGAAGUUGUGGGCGUUGUCGCGCUCUACUUUUACUUGGAUACGAUCACCAAGUUUCUAGAGACGUUCAACCUUCGGCGCGGUCUGAUGUACUUCACGAACGGGACGCACAUAGUGGCGGACUCCCAGGGGGCUUCCGCUGACGCCCGCGCAGCGCUGAUACGGCCGAACGAGUCGAGCAGUGACGUCAUCCGGCAGGCGGACGCCUACGUCGCAGCCGUGAGCGGAUCGAACGGACGGAACGGGACGACGGCGGCGCUGAGCUGCCAGGGUGACGUCAGCCUGGGCGGGUCGAAGUACUACAUCCAGACGAAGCCGGUGUCGAUCCGUGGGAUAACGUUCUGGGGCACCCUGGUGAUGCCACGUGGCGCGGUUAUGGGGCAGAUCGACUCGAACGCGCGGCACAUGAAAGUCAUCAUCAUGGUGACGACUAUCGCGUUCUUGAUUGUCGGGUGCACUCUGAUCGUACUCUUCACCGAUCCAAUCAGCAAGGAGAUGCGGCUUAAGGCGCAAGUAAUCGAGAACCUGGAGGCCAAGCGGCGUGCGGAGACGCGGGACGCGUUCAAGACCAAGUUUCUCGCGACCAUUAGCCACGACUUGAGAAACCCGUCUGCGGCAAUGGUCGGUCUCCUCGACAUGGUUCUGGAAACAAACCUGUCGUCGGAACAGAGCGAGCAAGUAAAGCAAGUCAAGGAGUGCGCGCUGCAGCAGCUCGACCUCCUCAACGAGGUUCUAGACUUCAGCAAGAUUGAGGCCGGCAAAAUGUCGUUGGACAAGGCCCUCUUCGAUCCGGUGGAGCAGCUUGAGACGCUGGUGGAACUCUACGGGGUCACAUGCGCCAAGAAGGGAUUAGAGAUAUUGCUCGAAGUUCAAGACGCUGUGCCUCGAACGCUCCUAGGCGACGCGCUGCGCUUUCGGCAGGUCGUCUCCAACCUUCUGAGCAACAGUGUGAAGUUCACCAAGGACGGCUUCAUUCGCGUCAGGUGCUCUUUGGCGCCUCCGGACGAGUCACGACCGGUGGAUCUUCCUGCGGUCAAUUUUCCCCAAGCCCCUUCUCCACCGGGAAACCUUCCACCGGUACCCUUCCAGCGGUCCCCUUCCUCGGUUACCCCCUUAACCGAUACCCCGACCGCAACCCUAACCCGGCUCCUUCUCGAGGUCGAAGACACCGGGUGCGGCGUCAGCCCCGAAAAGCGUGACGUCAUCUUUAUGGACUACGCACAGGCGGACGGGGCGGCCACGUCACAGGCGCACGGAGGCACCGGGCUAGGGCUGGGGAUUGUGAAGAAGCUCGUGGGCUUGAUGGGAGGACACGUGGCUUUCGCUGAUAAGCCCGGGCCCGGGUGCCUUGUCCGGUUUGACGUUGCGCUGGAAAACUCCGGUAGAGCGGAAACGGUUAGUGAAACCGGUGCAAAUCAUUGGGCAAGAUUGGAUGUGGUGCUCGCGAUGCGGCCGUUGCAGACGCGAGAACUAGUUUUGAGAAAGUUGCGCGCUCGCGGAGCGAGCGUCUGCCACGUGGCGGCCUGGGAAGACGCCCUGAGCGCCAUCCAGGAGCUCGCUCGCCUCCGCUACUCUCCGAGUGAGUCCGUUCCGGUUGCAAGCGCCUUCGCUGAGCCGUCAACGGAGCCGGCGGAGCCCAGGUUUGAGACAGGGCCCCCGUUGCAAGGGUUUCACAGAGGAGUUGCCGCCGAUCACAGCCAAGGGGUGACGUCCUGUGAAGACGAAGAGCAGAUUAACUGUGCGGUUAUUGAGUUGUCGUUGCUGGGCGAAUUGGGCGACCUACAACAACUAGAACAACUAGAGCGAGAACUCGAGCGGCUACAGGAAGCGACGCUGACGGGCGAUGCCGGCGAACACCAGCGCCAAGUACGAAUUGUUUUCGUCGCCGAAAAGGAUACCCCUCCCACCGUUUGUCAAGUCUUGAAAGAUCACGGCUUUGCGGACAUAGUCUACCUUCCAUUCUACCCCUCCAAACUUAAACGCCUCGUCGAAAGCCUCAUCUCGGAGCCUAUUACCAUCAAUCAAACACUAGUCUCGGACGGGCUUACUUCGAAUACGGACGCAGAAAAUGUACAAAGUGAGCGCCAAUCCACUCGAGGGCUUGCUACAGGACGGCUUAAAUUGCCAGAGGUGAUCCCGGGGAAUCUUGUGAGAAUCGAAGUCAUAUCCCCGAUAGGGGGGUCAAAGUCCCGGAUCAUUCCCCACCCCCCCUCCGUUGAGCCCGCGAACGGACCCCCCCGGCCUCCGCUGGACGGGAUGCGCGCACUCGUGGUGGACGACAACCAGUUCCUGCGCGUGGCUGCAAAGCGCGCGCUCGAAAAGUUGGGCGCGCGCGUGGAGCUGUGUUGCGACGGGAUGGAGAGCGUCAACGCGCUGCGGCUGAGCGCGCUCGGAGCGGCGCCGGCCGCGCGCGCGCGGGUCGACUUCGUAUUGAUGGAUAUCGAGAUGCCGAUUCUCGACGGAUAUGCGGCGACCCGUCUCAUCCGUGAGCUCGAACAACCCCUGGGAGGUCGGAGUACAGUCAUCAUUGCGUAUACAGCCAAUGCAAGCACCGAGGAGCUUCACGAGGCUUGCUCCAGCGCCGGGAUGAACGGAGUGCUGUUCAAGCCCGCCAAGCCGAGCGUCAUUGCGGAAAAGGUGCACGAGUUGAUUACUUGA